AUGCGUGUGUCGCUGCCUGAAGGGGUGGUGGCAGGGGGGAAGCGAUUGCAGGUGCAGCAGGGAGAUAGGAGGGAGGACUUUGGGAUUGCACCGGUGAAGCGCAAGUGUCGGGAGAAGGAAGAGCAGGACGACUGGAGCCCGCUCAUGCUCCCCAUGGAGGUGUAUGUUCCCCGCUCUCUUGCCCGGGCCAUGGCAUCCACCGGCCCUUGUAGGCUGUAUGACGAGACCAUGAGGUGCUAUCAGUCGCUGGAACCAUCUUUGGCAGUGCGGGCGAUGGUGUAUGGGGAGGAUGUGGGGCGAGUGAGGGCCUCAACGGGAGUGCUGCUGGAGGACCCCAAGUCUUCAGGAGCCGCCUCCGCCCCCCCAUGCCCCAACGCCAAGCUCCUCCCCACGUGUCUCAUCCGCAAUCUCACCUCCCUCUUCCUCCGCCAUCCCUCCCUCGAUUUCACUAUCGCUGCUGCCUCCCCUCCCCUGCCCGCCCACUCCGUGUACUCCGCCUUCCACCCCAACCGCGCCCCCCUGCUGCCCCACACUGCUGCAUGGCGGGCAGAGCACUGCGGGGAAAGAGGGAGUGUAGGCGUUGCCACACCUUGCUAUCAACGACUGCUAGCAGAUCUAUUCCUGCUGGCAGACGCACCUUCGCUCAUCUUCACUCACAAGUCGCCCACCUUCACUUUCGUUGUGGCACGCGGGUCAGCUCGGCAAUCCCGAGGGCUGCAGGGAGAUUUUAGCGUCGUGCAGCCAUCGCUGUGUGCCUCUGCAUGCCCGAAACCGCUCUUGGAGAAUAAAUUCGCCCAACACAUGAUCGUUGAUGAAUCCCUUAAAGCCCUGUACUGCGCUUUGCCCAAGGUGGGCAAUACGAGCUGGAAGCUCUGGUUCCGCCUCAUGAAGCUUCACGGAAACUACUCCGCUUUCCACUCUUUUGGCAAGAAACCCUCAGAAGAGGCGAAAUCUACCAAUGGGACUGCAGCAGCAGAUGCUGGAGGGGAUGCAGCAGCAGGAACAGCCGCAGCCGAGGGAACAGCACAAGGGACAGCAGCAGCAGCGGCAGAGCCAGCAGCUUUGAGUAUUACAACAGAGGAUUUCAAGAUGAUUCACCUGCCUAGAGAGAACGGAAUCACAGAGCUACCAGAGUUGGGCGAGGAAGCAGCCAUUCGGUUCAUCACUCAGCGCGACGUGUUCCGAUUCACGUUCGUGCGCAACCCCCUCACGCGCGCCACGUCAGCGUUCCUCGACAAGUUUGUGCAUGCGCGGAACUUCACCAAUGAGGGGGAUGCGCGGCUGUACUGGGCGGACGCCAUGUUUGGGAAGACCAAGCAGCUCAAGAAGAUGCUAAAAUCGCAUCCUAGGGGUGAAUUCUCGUUUGCGGAGUUUCUGGUUCUUGUGGAGGAGGCUCUUAAGGGGGAUGCUGAUAAGAUCGAGAAUCACAUUGACAAGCAGGUCGACCUCUGUGCGUUGGAUAGCGUGCAUUACGACUUUGUAGGUCGCUUUGAGAACAUGACCGCUGACGUGGCAGCAGUGAUGCGUCAGCUCAACACGUCAGAUCUCGGAAUAUUCCAGAAGGGAAAGUCCCUCCAGCUCACAGGCGCAGACCAGCGCUCCGCCCAGUUGUACGAUAAGAAGCAGAGGUGUUUGCUUCGUAAUCUCUCCCUCUCCUCCACUCGCAUUUCCUCUCCUGUUCAGGAUUCGCUGGAGCGGGCGCAUCGGAUCUACAGCGACGAUAUGAGCAUUCCGUUCAACGCCAUUCGCUACGACAUUCCCGAGGCGCUCAAGCAGGUGGCUACGCCAUUCGCUACUCAGGAAAACGACACGCAAACACCCUCAAUCACAACCUCUAGAAAACUCCGAGUUACCGAACCUCCUUUUUCGAGGUCGUCAGGCGGUUCGGUCCAAAAUGACGCGCCAACAGCCACAGCCUCUAAAUGGCGUCGAGACACCACCGACGCUCCGGUUUCGACGCGAUACGAGACGCAUACCUCAGCAACAUGGCACCUUUGA
Molecule: messenger RNA, 1998 nt
Organism: Closterium sp. Yama58-4
Lineage: Eukaryota; Viridiplantae; Streptophyta; Zygnematophyceae; Desmidiales; Closteriaceae
Source: the annotation of a GenBank genome assembly